This is a messenger RNA of Orbicella faveolata, 932 nucleotides long. RefSeq lists its product as uncharacterized. The record is from RefSeq and is a predicted model, not a curated record. Lineage: Eukaryota; Metazoa; Cnidaria; Anthozoa; Scleractinia; Merulinidae. Gene Ontology annotation, biological process: homophilic cell-cell adhesion. Gene Ontology annotation, molecular function: calcium ion binding; protein binding. Gene Ontology annotation, cellular component: membrane; extracellular region.
UUACGCCGAUUGUUAACCCAUGUUACGCGAGAGAGCUUUUAACGCAACUUUGUUGCCGCAACGGUCGGCCACGGCAUGUUACACGAGACGAUUUUUAUCGCAGCACUGUAAUUUUGGUCUAUAAUGUUGAGGGUCUUUUAAUCACUUUCAAAAACCUGCAGCAUAUUGCCGCAACGAAAUGUUACGUUAAAAGUUGCCCUGAGCACGAUGUUGCACGACAUCGAUUUUCAACGCAACAAUGUUGGGUUAAAAAUCGUCUCGUGUAACAUACCGUUGCCGACUGUUGCCGCAACAAUGUUGCGCUAAAACUUGUCUCGUGUAACAUGGAUGAAAAAUCAGCGUUUAAUAAUGGCUGGUGUAACAUCACCUUUAAACAAAUGUCCUUAUUAUCUUGGGUACGCCAGGAACACCCAGAUACGGUCCUGUGGACUACACUGGAGUACUUUAUAUUCAGGGCAGAGACGCCUCAGACUACGUUGGCGUGGUUUUUGGCUAUCAAUCAAACCGCAAGUUUUAUGUGGUGAUGUGGAGAAGAGAAAACAGCAACUUCCAGGAAUUGAAUGAUAGGGCAGGAAUUAAAGGCGUUCAGCUGAAGCUUGUCGAUUCCAACACGGGACCUGGGUCCACGUUAGCCCAAGCACUAUGGCACUCUGGGGACACUACCAACCAGGUUAAGCUCUUAUGGCAGGAUCCCAAUAUGGAGGGCUGGAACUAUCAGACUUCUUACGCAUUUCAUGUCACUCACAGACCUUCCAUAGGACUUAUCAGGUAUGAAAUAACAGCCACAAUCACUGGUCGUUAGACAGUGGAACCCCACCAAUACGAUUACUUGUAAGUGGGACCGGAAUUUGUUGGAUCAAACUUGCAAAUAUCAGCCCGAAUUUUUAAUUCAAAUUUCGACCGACAGGUCGCACAAGCGCAGUUCAUGACAU